Molecule: messenger RNA, 662 nt
Organism: Cicer arietinum (chickpea)
Lineage: Eukaryota; Viridiplantae; Streptophyta; Magnoliopsida; Fabales; Fabaceae
Product: heavy metal-associated isoprenylated plant protein 39-like
Molecular function (GO): metal ion binding
Source: RefSeq, a predicted model, not a curated record
UCAUUCUUGCUACAUUAUCACUUCUUUCGCAUUUGAAAAGUAUCCUCCACUCAAAUUUCAUCAUCAACUUGCUCCUCUUGUUAUUCAUUUGCAAUUGUCACCAACAAUUCUUACUUAGCUCUUACUACCUAACAACGAUGAAGAAAGUUGUGUUGAAGGUAGAUUUUUAUAAUGAUAAAAUCAAGCAAAAAAUGAUGAAGACAGCAUCUGGCCUUUUAGGGGUUGAAUCAGUAUCAAUAGAGUUGAAAGAAAAUAAAUUAACAUUAUUAGGAGAUAUUGAUCCGGUAAAGGCAGUGUCGAAAUUAAGAAAAGUGUGUCAAACAAAUAUAAUUUCAGUUGGACCUUUAGAAGAAGACAAGAAGUCAACUGAUGUAGCUACUACUCUCAACUCCUUUGAACCAUAUCCUUUCUAUUAUCAUAUGCAACCACCAUAUUAUAUUCAAGGUUACUAUAUUUGAUGUGUAUAAAAAAUAUGUGAGAUGUUUAAUCUUGUCAUUUUAAAGUCUCGAAUUUAAAUCUCCUUAAAAACAUUUAUAAAUUAGUUAUUUGUAUCACUUUGAUGAAUAAUUUAUUUAUUUUUUUUUUAAUAAAAAAUGUGUUUAAGAAGAAGAGGAUCCUAAUAGUCUACUCAAUUCAAAAGGAAUAUAGAUUUUGUUUAAAUA